GACUGUAAUAUUGUAGACUUGUGUGCCCUCUACUGGUCACAAUGUUACAUUGCAUCACAUCCGAAGUAAUUACAAAACGGCGUGGGAUUGAGUUUGUGUAACUGGCUAUCAGCUGUUGAGUAACUCAUUCACGUUGCAGCAUACUCGAUUCUCUCCGUCCCACUAUCACCACUAAUCGAAAACUUCCCGAAAAAUGCAAAAGAAAUCAACAACCUUUAACAUUGUCUUCUCAUGGAUGAUUACGACCUAAUCUGGAUUUUUGGGCAUUUUGAAUUUUAAGAGAGACUGACAGUUUCAGUAGGGAACUCCUCUCCGUUUUAUUGCUUUUCAUCACCAGCAAUAGAGCAUGCCUGUAUCGGGUGGUGAGGACCCCAUGUCCCAGGUUCGUCAGAUGCUGAGAGAGUUGCUUGUGGGGAGAGAGAACGCCGAGGGCUUCUUCUGUCUGUGUGUGUCUGUACUGGGACACAACGAUACACGGACACAUUUCUUGCCGCUCAUCCAGCUCCUAGCCACCGAUCACAACAGCCUUCACACCACCCUCACCUCAAUCUAUUUGGAAUACUUCUCCAAGGAUGAGGAUGAUGAGUUGGCAGUGGCUCUGGCUCUGUCCCUAUUAGAGGUCAAAGGGCAACAGCAGACCGAUACCAAGCUCCUCUUCCCAGAACCUAAACUCCAGGGUCAAACAGACACCCAGGCUUCGGCAACCUACAGACCCCAGAAUAGCUCCAUUCAGAGUCAGUCAGUUUCUACUAAUGGUAGCUCCAGCCAGCCUCCGCCAGCCCCUCUGCCCAAGGGUGCGAGCUAUGCCCAGCUAGUAGCAGUAGGAGGAAGGAGACAGACUCAGGCUCAACACCAAGACUCCACAUCACCCAGAAGAUCCUCUGGACAUGGCAGCUCUCCUCAGACAGAGAGACAGAGAGGCCCAACCCAGACGCAGAAACAGACAGACAUAAAGUGGUCUAAUGUCACUCAGGAUGUGUGUGCCUCUAUUGCCACUUCUUUGACAUCCAAUCUCAACCAAGCCAAAGAUGACAUCACAGUGGUGGAGUGCGAAGUGGACCAAUCUGAGAAGCCAAAGCGCUCAAAGAACCGACGUCAGCGGCGGAAGGGGUAUGGCCAGCAGGUGGUAGGUGUGCCUCGAUGCCCCUCGGCUCCACCCCCUGUGCUGCUGUGGUUCCGCAGGGACCUGCGUCUCCAUGACAACCCAGCUGUGAUUGGCUCGUUGGAGGCUGGAGGGCCGGUCAUCCCCGUCUUUAUCUGGUGCCCAGAGGAGGAGGAGGGUCCCGGGGUAACCGUGGCUAUGGGAGGGGCCUGUAAAUUCUGGCUGCACCAGGCCCUGUCCUGUCUCAGCUCUGCUCUGGAACACAUCGGCAGCCAUCUUGUUUUCCUUCGGACGGAUGAGGAGAGAGAGGGGAUUGGUUCUUCGCUGCUUGCCCUGAGGAGUCUGGUGAGAGAGACGGGGGCGCAGACGGUGCUGGCUAGCGCCCUCUAUGAGCCGUGGCUGAGAGAGCGGGACCAGGUAGUGGUGUCAGCGCUGCAGAAAGACAGGGUGGAGGUUAACAUGGUCCACUCCUACUGUCUCAGAGACCCUUAUACUGUUACUACUGAGGGGGUGGGACUCAGAGGUAUUGGUUCUGUAUCCCACUUCAUGAGUUGCUGUCAGAUGAACCCUGGCCCAGGGUUAGGGGUUCCCCUGGACCCCCCCAUAUCGCUCCCCUCACCCUCUGUCUGGCCCAGAGGCUGCCCUCUAGAGGGGCUAGGACUGGCACGCAUGCCCUGCAGGAAGGAUGGAACCACGAUUGACUGGGCGGCUAACAUCAGGAAUUCCUGGGACUUCAGUGAGGAGGGGGCCCAGUCACGUCUAGAGGCCUUUCUAAAUGAUGGUGUGUACAGAUAUGAGAAGGAAUCAGGGCGUGCGGAUGCCCCCAACACCAGCUGUCUGUCUCCUUACCUGCACUUUGGCCAGCUGAGUGCUCGCUGGCUGCUGUGGGACACUAAAGGGGCGCGCUGCCGACCCCCCAAGUUCAUACGAAAACUGGCCUGGAGGGACCUGGCCUACUGGCAGCUAACAUUGUUCCCAGACCUGCCCUGGGAAUCACUCAGACCACCAUACAAGGCCCUUCGGUGGAGCAAUGAGAGGGGUCAUCUGAAGGCGUGGCAGAAGGGCAGGACAGGUUAUCCUCUAGUAGAUGCUGCAAUGAGACAGCUGUGGCUGACUGGAUGGAUGAACAACUAUAUGAGACACGUAGUAGCUUCUUUCCUCAUAGCUUACCUCCAUCUACCGUGGCAGGAGGGAUAUCGCUGGUUCCAGGACACCCUUGUGGAUGCUGACGUGGCCAUAGAUGCCAUGAUGUGGCAGAAUGGAGGCAUGUGUGGUCUGGACCACUGGAACUUUGUCAUGCACCCUGUUGACGCAGCCAUGACCUGUGACCCUUACGGAAGCUAUGUCAGGAAGUGGUGCCCUGAGCUGGCGGUGCUGCCUGAUGACCUCAUACACAAACCCUGGAAGUGCCCAGCCUCCAUGCUGCGCCGUGCCGGUGUAGUCCUAGGCCAGUCCUACCCAGAGUGUGUGGUGACAGAUCUGCAGGAGAGGAGGAGCCAGUCUUUGCAGGACGUGGCAUUGGUGAGGAGGCGUUUUGGGGAAUACGUGGACCCCUGCUCGGGGUGCGACCUGGUCCCCCUGCCCCCCCGCCUGGUCUCGGAGGCCAUGGGUGGAGGUAUGGUCAACACAGGUGGGCAGUUCCUCCUGCCUGUCAUCACCCGUAUGGAGUUCAAGCACCAAUCAGACGAUCCAGACGCGGACGCUGCCUCUAACCCCUAUAACGCCGUUCUGAAGGGCUACGUGAGCCGCAGGCGGAAUGAGACCAUCGCCUUCCUGAACCAGACAGACUUCACAGCCAGCGUGAUAAACGAGGGAGCAGAGAGGAGGGAAAGACAGGAGCGAGACCAGAGGAGGAUGGAGGGACUACCACGCCCCCUUGCAGCUCAAGGAAGGGGAAAGAGGACCCCCGCUGCCAAGGACAGGUUCUCCACAGUGCCUGGGGGAGUGGCUACCUCUCACAGAUGACCAUAAGGGCAGGGGCUGAAGGUUCGAUAGAGCCACUGUGGUGCCCAAUGGCCUUUCCUCAAUUGGUUUGCUUAACUUCUGCGUCCUUCCUCACCUACUUUUGAAAAUGGUCAAAGGUAAAUCAAGUAGACUCGGAAGAGGGAACGUGAACAAAAUUGUGCUUGUAUCAAUUGUCUCUCCUUCACUCGCAUGUCAUCCAGCAAAUUAUGUUUACAGUGGAUCACAAAAAAUAAAUGUGUUCAAGUGAUCAAAAUGAAUUAAGUUAGUUGUGUAAGACAUUUUCUCGAUAAACAAUAUGCAUGCUUUUCUGCUCCGACAAAACAAAAGCUGAUUCAACUGGGGUGUGGCAGAUAAAAAAAUUCCAGUAGGAUACAUAACUAUCCUCAAUAAAAAGAAAAAAUAUUUCACCUUUAUUUAACCAGGUAGGCCGGUUGAGAACAGGUUCUCAUUUACAACUGCGACCUGGCCAAGAUAAAGCAAAGCAGUGCAACACAAACAACAACAGAGUUACACAUGGAAUAAACAAACAUACAGUCAGUAACACAAUAGUAAGUCUAUAUACAGUGUGUGCAAAUGAAGUAGGAUAAGGGAGGUAAGGCAAUAAAUAGGCCAUAGUGGUGAAAUAAUUACAAUAUAGCAAUUAAACACUGGAGUGAUAGAUGUGCAGAAGAUGAAUGUCAAGUAGAGAUGCUGGGGUGCAAAGGAGCAAAAUAAUAAUUAUGGGAAUGAGGUAGUUGGGUGGGCUAUUUACAGUAGGGCUAUGUACAGGUGCAAUGAUCGGUAAGCUGCUCUGGCAGCUGAUGCUUAAAGUUAUUGAGGGAGAUAUAAGACUCCAGCUUUGGUGAUUUUUGCAAUUCUUUCCAGUCAUUGGCAGCAGAGAACUGGAAGGAAAGACGGCCAAAGGAGGAGUUGGCUUUGGGGAUGACCAGUGAAAUAUAACUGCUGGAGCGUGUGCUACGGGUGGGUGUUGCUAUGGUGACCAGUGAGCCGAGAUAAGGCAGGGUUUUGCCUGGCAAAGACUUAUAGAUUACCUGGAGCCAGUGGGAUAUGAAGCAAGGGCCACUCAACGGGGGCUUACAGGUCGCAGUGGUGGGUAGUUUAUGGGGCUUUGGUGACAAAACAGAUGGCACUGUGAUAGACUGCAUCCAAUUUGCUGAGUAGAGUGUUGGAGGCUAUUUUGUAAAUGACAUCGAAGUCAAGGAUCGGUAGGAUAGUCAGUUUUAUGAGGGUGUUUUGGCAGCAUGAGUGAAGAAGGCGUUGUUGCGAAAUAGGAAGCCGAUUCUAGAUUUAAUUUUGGAUUGGAGAUGGUUAAUCUGAGUCUGGAAGGAGAGUUUAAUCUAACCAGACACCUAGGCAUUUGUAGUUGUCCACAUAUUCUAAGUCAGAAACGUCCAGAGUAGUGAUGCUAGUCGGGCAGGCGGGGGCAGCGAUCGGUUGACUAGCAUGCAUUUAGUUUUACUUGCAUGUAAGAGCAGUUGGAAGCCAUGGAAGGAGUGUUGUAUGGCAUUGAAGCUCAUCUGGAGGUUUGUUAAGUGUCCAAAGGGCCAGAUGUAUACAGAAUGGUGUCGUCUGCGUAGAGGUGGAUCAGAGAAUCACCAACAGCGACAUCAUUGAUGUAUACAGAGAAGAGAGUCGGCCCGAGAAUUGAACCCUGCGGCACCCCAAUAGACUGCCAGAGGUCCAGACAGCAGGCCCUCUGAUUUGACACACUGAACUCUGAGUAGUAGUUGGUGAACCAGGCGAGGCAGUCAUUUGAGAAACCAAGGAUGUUGAGUCUGCCGAUAAUAAUGCGGUCAUUGACAGAGUCGAAAGCCUUGGCCAGGUCGAUGAAGACGGCUGCACAGUAUUGUCUUUUAUCAAUGGCAGUUAUACCAUUUAGGACCUUGAGCGUGGCUGAGGUGCACCCAUGACCAGCACGGAAACCAGAUUGCAUAGCAAAGAAGGUACGGUGGGAUUCGAAAUGGUCGGUGAUCUGUUUGUUAACUUGGCUUUCAAAGAUUUUAGAAAGAUAGGGCAGGAUGGAUAUAGGUCUAUAACAGUUUGGGUCUAGAGUGUCUCCCCCUUUGCAGUGGGGGAUGACCGAGGCAGCUUUCCAAUAUUUAGGGAUCUCAGACGAUACGAAAGAGAUGUUGAACAGGCUAGUAAUAGGGGGUGCAACAAAUGCAGCAGAUAAUUUUAGAAAAAGAGGGUCCAGAUUGUCUAGCCCAGUUGAUUUGUAGGGGUCCAGAUUUUGCAGCUCUUUCAGAACAUCAGCUAUCUGGAUUUGGGUGAAGGAGAAAUGGGGGAGGCUUGGGCAAGUUGCUGUGGGGGGUGCAGAGCUGUUGACCGGGGUAGCCAGGUGGAAAGCAUGGCCAGCUGUAGAAAAAUGUUUAUUGAAAUGAUCAAUUAUCAUAGAUUUAUCGGUGGUGACAGUGUUUCUUAGCCUCAGUGCAGUGGGCAGCUGGGAGGAGGUGCUCUUAUUCUCUAUGGACUUUAGUGUCCCAGAACUUUUGGGCGUUUGUGCUACAGGAUGCAACUUUCUAUUUGAAAAAGCUAGCCUUUGCAUUCCUAACUGCCUGUGUAUAUUGGUUCCUAACUUCCCUGAAAAGUUGCAUAUCGCGGGUGCUAUUCGAUGCUAAUGCAGUAAGCCACAGGAUGUUUUUGUGCUGGUCAAGGGCACUCAGGUCGGGAGUGAACCAAGGGUUAUAUCUAUUCUUAGUUCUACAUUUUUUUAAUGGGGAAUGCUUAUUUAAGAUGAUGAGGAAGGCACUUUUAAAGAAUCACCAGGCAUCCUCUACUGACGGGAUUAGGUCAAUAUCCUUCCAGGAUACCCGGGCCAGGUCGAUUAGAAAGGCUUGCUCGCAGAAGUGUUUUAGGGAGCGUUUGACAGUGAUGAGGGGUGGUCGUUUAACCGCGGACCCAUUACGGACGCAGGCGAUGAGGCAGUGAUCGCUGAGAUCCUGGUUGAAGACAGCAGAGGUGUAUUUAGAGGGCAAGUUGGUCAGGAUAAUACCUAUGAGGGUGCACAUGUUUACGGAUUUAGGGAUGUACCUGGUAGGUUCCUUGAUAAUGUGUGAGAUUGAGGGCAUCUAGCUUAGAUUGUAGGACGGCCAGGUUAUUAAGCAUAUCCUAGUUUAGGUCACCUAACAGUACGAACUCUGAAGAUAGUUGGGGGGCAAUCAAUUCACAUAUGGUAACCAGGGCACAGCUGGGGGCUGGGGGGGGGUCUAUAAACAAGCAGCAACAGUGAGGGACUCAUUUCUGGAAAGGUAGAUUUUUAAAAGUAGAAGCUCGAACUGCUUGGGCACAGACCUGGAUAGCAUGAUAGAACUCUGCAGUCUCUCUGCAGUAGAUUGCAACUCUACCCCCUUUGGAAGUUCUAUCUUGGAAGAAAAUGUUGUAGUUGGGGGUGCUAAUUUCUGAAUUUUUGGUGGCCUUCCUAAGCCAGGAUUCAGACAUGGCUAGGAGAUCAGGGUUGGUGGAGUUUGCUAAAGCUGUUUUAUUCACCAACUUAGUGAGGAUGAAAGGUGACUAUCGAGGAGGGGAGGACACUUCCAAUCGCCUACUAACAAACUGACAUCUUCUCAGUUUUAGUGGCCUUUUCACGUUUGGCAAAAAGUCAGUUGGAAGACUGUCCUUCCCGCCUCGAUAGCCGCCUGUUGGUGAGGAAGCACAAGUGUAUCCUACCUCGGAAGAGUUUUGAUAUCUGCCAGUCCCCCUUUAAAUCGGAUAUUGUAUUGUCGGAGGAGGAAAGCAUGCACACAUUUAAAAACAAUAUGCUACUUAUCCUUUUAUCUAUAAAUGUUUUUGCACAACUCUUAUCACUUUACACAUUUUGGGAUCUACUUCUGUAAACAAUUUGCCUGAUGGCGUGCGAGUGGAGAAGCUUCUCAUUUCAUACAAGCACAUUUGUCCACAGAUGCCUCUCCUCGAUUACCUCUGACUUAAAGAAAAAAAGGAGGCGAACGAGGACGGAGGAGAGGACGCAGGAGUUAACUCUACUUCAUCACCCUCCCGGAUCCGGGAUCCUCAUCAAAAAAGCUGACUAGCCUAGCCUAACGGGACAGGGAUAUCAUAUAAUAUAAUUUUCAUGAAAUCACAAGUCUAAUACAGCAAAUGAAAGAUAAACAUCUUGUGAAUCCAGCCAUCUUUCCGAUUUUUAAAAUGUUUUACAGCUAAAACACAAUAUGUAUUUCUAUUAGCUAACCACAAUAGCCAAACACACAACCGCAUAUUUUCACCAUGUUUCCACGGCAUAGGUAGCUUUCACAAAACGGACAAAAUAGAGAUAAAAUUAAUCACUAACCUUGAAUAACUUCCUCAGAUGACAGUCUUAUGUCAUACAAUACAUUUAUGUUUUGUUCGAAAAUGUGCAUAUUUGAGGUAUAAAAUCAUAGUUUUACAUUGCAGCCACCAUCAAAAAUAACACCAAAGCAGCCAGAAUAAUUACAGAGAGCAACGUGAAAUACAUACAUACUCAUCAUAAAACAUUUAGGAAAAAUACAUGGUGCACAGCAAAUGAAAGAUAAACAUCUUGUGAAUCCAGCCAAUAUUUGCAAUUUAAGUGUUUUACAGCAAAAACAAUAUAGAAUUAUAUUAGCUUACCACAAUAGCCAAACACACAACGCAAUUUAUUCACCGCAAAAGGUAGCUUUCGCAAAAACCAGCGAUAUAAAAUGAAUCACUAACCUUUGGACAACUUCAUCAGAUGAUGUCUUAAAACAUCAUGUUAUACAAUACAUUUAUGUUUUGUUCGAAAACGUGCAUAUUUAGAGCUGCAAAUCGUGGUUAUACAUUGUGAAUACGUAGCAACAUUUCCCCAGAAUGUCCGGAGAUAUUUUGGACAUUUAACAUUUAAGUCAUUUAGCAGACGCUCUUAUCCAGAGCGACCUAAUCUGACCAAAGAACUCAUAAACUUUACAUAAAAAUACUUGUAUGGCAAAUGAAAGAUACACUGGUUCUUAAUGCAACCGCUGUGUUAGAUUUUUAAAAAUAACUUUACCACAACAUACAAGCUUGGGUUAUUGUGAGACAGCGCUCACCAACACGGCGGAGAAUAGGCAUCAACAUAUUACACAGAAAUACGAAUUAUCAUAAAUGUUUACUUUUGCUGAGCUUCCAUCAGAAUGUUGUACAAGGAGUCCUAUUUCCAGAAUAAAUUGUUGUUUGGUUUUAGAGUGUCCAUUUCUUCUGUCGAAUUAGCAACCUUGGCUAGCAUUGUGGCGCGAACAUUCCCAUCCUCUCUUGGCGUAAAGAACGGAAAAUUCCAAAAGUCCCAUUAAACGUUGAAUAAACUGAUUAAACUCGGUUGAAGAAA
Messenger RNA from Salvelinus fontinalis (brook trout), 8363 nucleotides. Its product is annotated as deoxyribodipyrimidine photo-lyase. The record is from RefSeq and is a predicted model, not a curated record. Gene Ontology annotation, biological process: entrainment of circadian clock by photoperiod; circadian regulation of gene expression. NCBI's taxonomy places the organism in Eukaryota, Metazoa, Chordata, Actinopteri, Salmoniformes, Salmonidae. Gene Ontology annotation, molecular function: DNA binding; FAD binding. The transcript is spliced from 10 exons. Gene Ontology annotation, cellular component: nucleus; cytoplasm. Bases 347 to 3067 code for a protein of 906 amino acids.